This is a messenger RNA of Ostrea edulis (European flat oyster), 4340 nucleotides long. RefSeq lists its product as uncharacterized. NCBI's taxonomy places the organism in Eukaryota, Metazoa, Mollusca, Bivalvia, Ostreida, Ostreidae. Bases 16 to 2571 code for a protein of 851 amino acids. The transcript has 15 exons. Gene Ontology annotation, cellular component: plasma membrane; cytoskeleton. Gene Ontology annotation, biological process: negative regulation of canonical Wnt signaling pathway. Gene Ontology annotation, molecular function: phosphoprotein phosphatase activity; manganese ion binding; magnesium ion binding. The record is from RefSeq and is a predicted model, not a curated record.
UUAAAUAAUUUGAUAAUGAAUAAUACGAUGGUAUUAAUCCCAUUAAAGAAAUUGUCUAAUAAUAGUUGUGACUGUGUUAGACUAUCGGAACCGUGCAGACAAUCCGGAACUGCGUGUUUCCGGUUUCUCUAUUACAAUCUCAAUAUGGCAGGAAGUAGCGGUCGGUCUUUACAAAACAUGGACAUGGGAGAUUCCAUGGACGAAGAAACUAGACGUCUGGUUGCCAAACACCAACACGAUGACCCCGCGGAUGACACUGUGGAGGUAGUGAUCUGGAUGAGAGACAGGGAGGGAAUUCAUGUUACUCUAGAGUGUGGCGGACACGAGGCGUCGGCGGAGGACUUGUUUGAGAUCGCAGUGGAGCAGAAACACUUACAUGCAGACUGUGAAAACGUUUUCUCCAUCUGGCUCGUGUCUCCAUUACUGGAAUUAAGAUUGAAAAAGAGUCACAGACCAUUCCAAUUUGCACAGAUGUGGGAUGAGUUUUGUGUAUUGUAUACAGACUCCAAACCAGAUGAAAUCUCCAGAGAUGAACCUGUUGUGAUGUUUCAGAGGAAUGUUUUUCUGACUCUUGAGGAGGAAAUGAGGAUUCCCUAUGAAGUAGAAUUGAAUUUGCUGUACCAUGAGGCCAAAUUUAACGUGAUAGAGGGUCGGUAUGUUGUACAACCAGACGAGUAUGACCAGCUGGCUGGAAUCCAGGCACUGAUUCAUCUGGAACAUUAUGAUCCGGAGCGCCACACUCCAGAACACUACAAAGCAGAGCUUCACAAGUUUUACCCAGAGUUCAUGCGCAAGACAAAGAGCACAAAAUUUUUCAAGUUCAGCAAAAAUAAGAAUGAAGAUGAGGAAUCGUUGGAGGUUCGGGUUCAGCGAGCUCACAGACAGAUCAGUGAGGCAUACAAAAACAAAGAUCUUAAAACGGCACUUCCUGGGCUUUACAGAUGCUAUCUGGAGGUCUGCUGGCAGUAUGCUUUCUAUGGGAGUGCCUUCUUUGAGGGAAAAAUUCAAAAGCAGGUUGGGAAGAUUAAGGGCCACCUCCCAGGUGUUGAGAAAGACAUGGAUGUCCUGAUAGCAUUGAACACUGAUGGAAUCUGUAUCAUUGAUCUGCUGAGAGAGGACCCAGUUUUGGCUGUUCCAUAUGAAGAGCUGUCCUGGGCCCUGGAUUCCAAUGAAGAAGAAGAAAACAGAAUGGCUGUGUUACUGCUGCAGUUCCUUGUCACGGAAGAAAAUGGAGAACAGAUCACAAAAAUCCUGCAGGUGUAUUCCAGUCAGGCUAAGAUGAUGGAUGCUCUAAUAGACUCCUGUGUGAAAAGGAAACACCAGAAGAGAGACCAGAGACGAGGCAGGGAUCAAGAGGAGAGUGUCAGGGAUGGAGCCAAAAGGCAGUACAGAAAUGGUGAAGCAGCUGAUAUUAUUCAGGAUAGGAUGGGAGCGUUUUUGGACAAGCCAAAAACUGACAAACACAAUGAAGGUGGUGUCGGGAACACCUUACGCUAUGGCCUCAGCAGCAUGCAGGGUUGGAGGGUGGAAAUGGAGGACGCCCACACAGCCAUACUGGGACUACCCUACGGCCUCAAGCAGUGGUCGUUCUUCGCUGUCUUUGAUGGCCAUGCAGGUGCCAAAGUUUCAGCAACAUGUGCAGAGCAGUUACUGCUAGAAAUUGUCUCCAAUGAAGACUUUAAAGGGAAGAUGGAGUUGAAGGAAGGCACAGAGAUUCAGCCAUCACUGGAAGACGUCAACAAGGGAAUAAAGACAGGCUUCUUGCUGCUGGAUGAAAAGAUCCGGGGAAUGCCCGAGAUGGUGAGCGGUGAAGAUAAAAGUGGAUCUACUGCUGUCUGUGCCAUAGUUUCACCUCAGCAUAUUUUUUUUGCCAACUGUGGAGAUUCACGAGCAGUGCUCUCUCGUGAUGGCAAAUGUCAUUUCACAACCUGUGAUCAUAAACCAAUCAACCCAGCAGAGAAGGAGCGUAUACAGAGGGCGGGUGGCAGCGUCAUGAUCCAGAGAGUCAACGGUUCUUUGGCAGUAUCUAGAGCUUUAGGAGACUUUGAAUACAAGAACGUACAGGGAAUGGGUCCCUGUGAACAAUUGGUGUCCCCUGAGCCCGAAAUCUCAGUGGAAUCCAAGAGCGACAAAGAUGAAUUUCUGGUGCUGGCUUGUGAUGGAAUCUGGGAUGUAAUGAGUAAUGAUGAACUCUGUGAUUUUAUUAGGAGUAGGAUGAGAGUGACAGAUAGUUUGGAGAUGAUCUGUAAUAUGGUGGUGGAUACGUGUCUUCAUAAGGGUAGCAGAGAUAAUAUGAGUAUUGUAAUAGUAGCUUUUGAGGGAGCUCCUAAACAAUCAGAGGAUGCUGUUAAACAAGACCAAGAUUUGGAUGCAAAAAUAGAGGCAAAAAUUAAAGAAAUAAUAGCCCAGCCAGAUAUGGCUGAGGCAGAUUUACCAUACGUAAUGCACAUGCUUAACGAGGAAAUGGAGGGCUUCCCGCCAGGAGGGGGCAUCACCUCUAAGAGGAGCACAAUAGAGAGCAUAUUAAGGAGACUCAGACCUUCAACAACAGAGGAUGAGGACAGAGGGUAAAUACCAGAGAUACUUACAGACAGGGAAUAGUUCCUCCGUCGCAGACCGAGUGAUUUCAUUCAGACCCACAUGUUCGAACAUUUCGUACUUGCUCAAUUACACCUUUGUCCGGAGGUUUUCUUAGUUCAACAUUACUCUAUUGUCAAACUGAAAGUUGCUAAUAAACUGCAGAGAAAGUGACAGUUGCACUAUAAUACUAAUAAUCUUCAGGUUCAAACAGUGGUGAAAUCUAAAAUGUUGGAUUUGUUAUUAUUUUACAAAUGUUUAUUCAUUAAGAAUUCUUUACAGACACCACUGUAGAUUGCUAUUGGUAUGUUCUAUUAGAGGUGCAGUUGUAGUCGUUAAUUUUGAGUGAGAGCGAGUGCCUGUUUCACUUCUUCAGGCUGAGAGAAUUGUGUGGUUGAUCUAGUGUACGUGUUGUUCUGAGACUUCAUGUUCUUCAUAUUGUAUAUAAUAUAUCCCGCUCCUUCAUGCAAGUCAUGGAAAUUACGUUUAACACCACACGUGUUGGACAUUGGGUAAUACUUUUAUAUCUUCACAACGAUUCAGGACUAAUUUUUCAAAGCAAAAUAUCUAAUUUUUGCUAUGAUACUAUAUGGUACCAAAGUUGACAGUGUGUUGCUGUAAGAUUUUUUUUUCUGUUCAGUCAUUCCUUGAAAUUUCAAGUACUUCUGUUCAGCUUGUGUAAUUGACAAACAGGUUAUGUAUAUCUGCUUUGGCAAGACAUGUGGAUGAAUAGUGCUAUAUUUUAUGGAUUUUUUUUUCUGUUGUUUAUGUAAAACUGAUAUAUCAUAUAUAAUGUAUUGAAUGCAAACAAUUGAUGGCAGAUAACCCAACUUGUUGUUGCGUGUUGACGGUGUACUAGUUUUCUACUGUAGCAAUACAUGGUGACUUGACUGGAGUUAUUCCCCUUGCUAUUAGCCUGUUUGAAGUUGUUAGUUAGUCUGCACGCUUGUUGUGUACAAGGCAGACCUAUGAGAUUUAGCGUUUCAGGGUCUGUCACAAAAUACUGCAGCAUUCUGGUCAGCUUUUAGUUGACAGGACAAUCUGUGAAUUGAUUUAUAUUAGUGUUAACUCGAUUUAUCAUAAUUUAUCGUAAUUUUCUUCCAUACUUGUCUUUUGUAUAGACCAUUUCUUCUGCUCCCCAGCUGAGGCCAUUUUUAAUUUGACUUAAUUAUUGUGCAAUUGUUCAUUCUGAUUUCUUCUACUUUGUAGUGAAAAAAUGAUUGUUGAUUGCUGAUAAAUUGUAUCUUUUUAUAUUUACCCCUUUUCUUCAAUUAUGAAUUGCUAUUAAAUCUGAAAUAAAUUAUUUAAUUUUUUUGUUUUGCAUAAUAUGUUGGUACAAUGCCUGCAUGUCAGAUUUAAUCAGAGAGGAACACAGGACAAAAAAGUUAUCCAAUUCCAUACAUAUAAAUCAUGGUAGAUGAUACUUUGUGGUACAUUCCGACCAAAUUAAAAUUUUGACAGGUAAUAUAUUGUAUAAUAGUUUCCGAUGUUUAGUGUAUACUACUCGCUUGUUGAGGGGAUGAAGAGAAUAGGGCAGUGUGUUACUAGUAUAUAUUUUGUUGAUGUUUCUGUGAGGUUGAGAAAUGUAUACAUUGUGUAAUCAUGUGAACAUAGACGUUGAUCACUUAACAGGCGUCCAGUAUUAGUUUGUCUGUAGAUUACAGUGUACCUGGUAGAUUCUGUUCCCUCAUUACACUGUUUUCAUUUCUGUAGUGACUUGUCUCAGCUCUAGAAAAAGUAUGCCAAUAAAACUGAAAUAUUCC